Aspergillus steynii IBT 23096 is the source of this 924-nucleotide messenger RNA. Its product is annotated as DUF3632 domain-containing protein. The record is from RefSeq and is a predicted model, not a curated record. NCBI's taxonomy places the organism in Eukaryota, Fungi, Ascomycota, Eurotiomycetes, Eurotiales, Aspergillaceae. The transcript is spliced from 2 exons. Bases 1 to 924 code for a protein of 307 amino acids.
AUGUCUACAAGCAGCGACUCAGAACAUGAUUCGUGCGAUGAACUUGAUCAGAGAGAUCCCGAUGAGCUCUGGCAGGAAGCAAUGGAGAUUGAUGAGAAGUACCGGACUCGAUCAAUCGCUUUCAAAGAGCUUGAAGCCUCGCUCCACAAACUCUGGCGAGGGGUCAAAAAGAUUGAUGCCUCGCCCAAGGAACGAGAAGAGGCCAUCCUUCCCAAUGGACAACGUCUCUGGACCGACCUUCCUUAUUUUGUUGACGACAUCCAUAACUUCUGGGAAAACGUAAUGUUCGAUAAAUCAGUCCCGGAAACAAAGCACUUGAAUCGGUGGUUAGCUACAAUGUCUUGUGCUGGAAUUUACACCGUCGAGUUGCUUCAGUGUAGCCUGCGGCUAUUCAGCGGCGCGUUGGAGGAGAAAAAAGUCCUUGAAUUGAUGGAGGACUCCUUUAUCAAGCCUGAUGGUCACGAGUACCCGGAUGUUCUAUCUGUUGAACAAAUGCUUCCCCUGUGUGCAAUCUGGAUGAAGUACACCGGCAGCAAGCUCGCAAUACUAUCGGCAAAUCCUCCUGGCCUCGACGAAAACGCCUGUAUAUCUCACCCACCAGGUCCUUUCGCACGCGAAGCCGGCAUAACCGACAGUGGCCUCAGCAUUGGAAGAUGGCAAUUCUGGAGAAAGGAAUUUCAAAAAUUCUCUCAGAAGAAGAAGUGGGAAACAUUUUCUUCUCCGGCAAAAGAUUGCGUGUUGUGGUGGGACCGGGCAAGUCGGAGAGCGGGUAUUUUGUUGGAUGAGGCCGAAGAAAGCAUGGGAAGUGAUGGGACAGACACUGAACAGCUCCGAAGAAACAUGGAAGAUAUGUCAAUUGGGACAAACUUUAGGGAAAGCGCUGGAUCCAGUCCUGACAUUGAUAUGGGUGUGACCGAAGAGUAG